CUAGGAGCCUGAAGCUCUCUCCUCUGCUCCGAGGUCCGACUUCAGAAUGAGGGUCUGGGUCUUCUUCGUCUUGUGCCUGGUUGGCAAAGCUCUAGCUGCCCCUCAACAGGAUGCUUUACCAGAAGAGGAAGAGGUGAUAGAAGAUGUUCCAACAGAGGAGACAGUGGGUGCUAAUCCUGUGCAGGUUGAAGUCGGGGAGUUUGACGACGCAGUCAAUGAGGAGGAGGAGGAAGAGCCAUCUGAGAAUCCAUGCCUGAACCACCACUGCAAACAUGGCAAAGUUUGUGAAGUAGAUGAAAGCAACACCCCAAUGUGUGUGUGCCAAGACCCAUCUACCUGCCCCAGUAGUUUAGCCGAGUUUGAGAAGGUCUGUGGCACAGAUAACAAGACCUAUGAAUCUUCCUGCCACUUCUUUGCAACCAAAUGCACCCUGGAAGGGACCAAGAAGGGCCAUAAACUGCAUCUUGAUUAUAUUGGACCAUGCAAAUACAUUGCUCCCUGUUUGGACAACGAGCUGAGCGAAUUUCCCCUGCGUAUGCGUGACUGGCUCAAGAAUGUCCUGGUCAGUCUGUAUGAAAGAGAUGAGAACAACAAUUUACUGAAUGAAAAGCAGAAACUGAGGGUGAAGAAGAUCCAUGAGAAUGAGAAGCGCUUGGAAGCUGGAGACCACUCUAUGGAACUGCUGGCACGUGACUUUGAGAAGAACUACAACAUGUACAUUUUCCCUGUACACUGGCAAUUUGGCCAGCUGGACCAACACCCCAUCGAUGGGUACCUUUCCCACACUGAGCUGUCUCCCCUUCGCGCCCCGUUGAUCCCCAUGGAACACUGCACCACACGCUUUUUUGAUGAGUGCGACACUGACAACGAUAAAUACAUUGCCUUAGAAGAAUGGGCCAAGUGCUUUGGAAUCAAAGAACAGGACGUGGAUAAGGAUAUGAUUGUCUAAGCAACACCGAUGACUCCUGUCUGUGCAUCUUUUAUUUGUGUUGUAUUUUAUUUUGUAUCUCCUCUUUUCACCCUUUAGUUUGGAAUAUUUGUCUACUGGGGUUGGGCAGCAAAGGUGCUAACUUAGAAAACAUUAUUAACGGUGCUAAAUCGAACAAGUAAUAAAACUCAAUAGCAAGCGGAGGAGAUCAAAGCGUCGUCACCACUAGCUCUGAAUUCCAGUGUCUGGCCAGUUAUGCUUCUCUUUUCCUUUCAUAGACUGUCCAACUCCUAAUGCCAUCUUCAUCCUAAGUCUUAACCUAUUGUUAUAUCUUCCUGAAAACACAGUGUUAAAGCAGGACUUUAACCCCUUCAUCUGCUGGAGCAGCCCUCUAGCAAUUAAGGGGUUAACCCCUGACUGGAUGCAGGGGGUAGGAGGUUGGGGGUUUUGUAACAAGGAAAGGGUGGGUAUGGGCUUAGUUUUUAAGGGGGGUGGUGGUUUAGCCUGACCCCUCUUAUAAAGCAUUUCUGCCAGAAUGUCUCUAUAUUUUAUUUAGACGAUUCGGCUUACUUUUAUUGACAUCACUGCACGCCAUUCAACUCAGAGAAUAAACAAUGAAAAAUGCUCCUUUUGUUAUGUCCCUGCGCUUAUGCCCUGUGUUACACGCUUGCCAGUGUCAACAUGUAGAGAAAUAAAAUAUUUCAUAGGUGCUUCUUUAACAAAAAGGAAUCACCUUGUACCUGUAAAAUGA
Molecule: messenger RNA, 1679 nt
Organism: Xenopus tropicalis (tropical clawed frog)
Lineage: Eukaryota; Metazoa; Chordata; Amphibia; Anura; Pipidae
Gene: sparc
Product: secreted protein, acidic, cysteine-rich (osteonectin)
Exons: 10
Coding region: 47-949 (300 amino acids)
Cellular component (GO): basement membrane; extracellular region
Molecular function (GO): calcium ion binding; serine-type endopeptidase inhibitor activity
Source: RefSeq, marked provisional